AUGUUCAUCUUCAUCAAAUAUGGAGAUCAUCAGCAGUUUCUGGUCAAUACCAAUUGCUCUGUCCUUCUGUUGUUGCACUACAUCCGCUGUAAGAUGAGGUUGUCUAAAACAGACACCAUCGAUUUGUGUGAUGAAACAGGGACAAUGAAGUUGCUUUUCAUGAUGAAGACCCCUGAAGAAUAUGCCAGCAAAUUCCUUACACCUCGAAGCACCUACUACGUGUGUAGGGUGGAGCGUGGGGCACCAGGAACCCGAAUUGAGAAUUCCUACAGAGCUUUUGUGCCCCUCCUUAAGAAUCCAGGAUAUGAGCUAUUGGAUGCACUGCGCACACAAUGUGACCUCUUAGAGAGGAGUAGAGUGAAGAUGAUUAGAAUCCAAGAAGCGAAGAAGGUCGUUCAAAUUGAAUCCUCCGUGAACCUAUCAUCUAAAGCAGGACGAUCAGAGGAAGAGGGUUCCACUCCUCCUCCAACUCGUAGGGGUCCACUCCAUAAGACCAGAGCAGAUUUUCUUAGGAGGGAUAAACAUCGUUAACUAAAUAAACUGACCAAUUGA
Chrysochloris asiatica (Cape golden mole) is the source of this 552-nucleotide messenger RNA. It is a transcript of the gene CUNHXorf65, whose product is annotated as chromosome unknown open reading frame, human CXorf65. NCBI's taxonomy places the organism in Eukaryota, Metazoa, Chordata, Mammalia, Afrosoricida, Chrysochloridae. The record is from RefSeq and is a predicted model, not a curated record. The transcript is spliced from 6 exons.